AUUGACCGUGAAACUUCAAAAUAAAAAACGUUUUGUCAAAAAUGGCGGACCAACAAAAAGUAACAUAUAAAUAAAAUUAAUAAUGUAUUUAGCUUCUGCUAUAACGACCACGGUCGAAGAAUAAUUAUACAACAACAAAAUGGCUGCUGGGACGGCCGCUGGUACGGCUGUUAAAGCAUUUUUCACCUAUAUUUUCGACACAGUACACUGCGCCGGUAUCAAUGGCAGGGAUAAUGGAUUUGGUAACAAUUAUGUUUGGGCUGGAUCUUUGGAAUCAGGUCUCCAGAUAGCCACACACCACAGGAAACCAUUGAUGGUGAUCAUUCACAAAUCGUGGUGCACAGCCUGUAGAAAUUUAAAGCCAAAAUUCGCCAACUCUCCAGAAAUUCAAACGCUAAGCAAACACUUUGUUAUGGUCAAUUUGCUUGAUGAAGAGGAGCCGAAGAACAAUGUUUUUGCUCCAGACGGGACUUACAUACCCAGAAUUCUCUUCAUUUCACCAAAAGGUAUGGUGGAUCCCGAUAUAGUAAACGAGGAAGGAAGUAGCCAACACAAAUAUUUCUACAGCAAACCCGAACAAAUUGCCAAGUCUAUGAAGAAAGUUCUCGACAAAUAUACUGAAGAACAAUUCGAUGUAUGACGAGUUAAUAUGUAGAAAAAUUGUUACAAGAGAUGAAAUCUACAUUGAAAUAUAAACCUUAGAUAUAGAGCUUAGAUUUCAAAAUGACUCACAUCUCCCUGUUGAAAUGUAAAGAGUAAAUUCUUGUUGUUGUAGUGAACUGACACCGAAUUUGUUGCUUCCAGGAUGCGCGGCGUUAGAUCGACAAUAUAUUUGGCAAACUGUGAUAAUGAUAACUAUGAUGACACUGUAAUUUGUACUAAUAAACGUUGUAACCGCGUA
This is a messenger RNA of Spodoptera frugiperda (fall armyworm), 901 nucleotides long. RefSeq names its product thioredoxin domain-containing protein 12-like. Bases 140 to 640 code for a protein of 166 amino acids. Gene Ontology annotation, cellular component: endoplasmic reticulum. Lineage: Eukaryota; Metazoa; Arthropoda; Insecta; Lepidoptera; Noctuidae. The record is from RefSeq and is a predicted model, not a curated record. The transcript has 2 exons.